Messenger RNA from Pantherophis guttatus, 6421 nucleotides. The record is from RefSeq and is a predicted model, not a curated record. NCBI's taxonomy places the organism in Eukaryota, Metazoa, Chordata, Lepidosauria, Squamata, Colubridae.
CUGAACCGGUAGCAAAGAUGACCAAUACCAAUACGUCCCUGUGGAGCUAUGUCUCCACCAUGUCUCCGGAGCGGUUCAAUGGCUUGUAUGAAGAAUUUCCUCAUACUCUACGUUGUCUCCUAGGGGAGUGGCUGGAAACUGAGCCAUGGGAAUUUAUCAACAGAUCAGAUUCUUUCUGUACUCUUCUGGCUGGAAGGCUGCUGUCUGCCAUGGUGGAGAAGAUACGAGAUCUUGCCAACAAGAACUGCAAUUCUGCUGCUCAGAUUCUUCAGUUUGUUGCCAGCAUUGAGAGCAGAUAUCGGAAAGAUCCACUGCAACUGGCAAAUGUUAUAAAAAGGAUCUUGGAAGCAGAGCAAACAGCAGUUCACCAGCAGCAUCAACACGUUCCCCUUGUCAUCGAACGUCAGCGGGAAGAACUGAUGUUUCGAUUCAGCCUACAGAAGCUGCAAUACAGACUUCAGGAGAUUCAAACUCUCCGGGAAAGCUUCCAGCAGAUGAAGGGCAACACCAGAGCUCCACUGUCACAAAACUCACUGGAUUGUCAAUUUCCAAUACAAGAGAACCUGCCAGCAAGUUCUCUUCAAAGCCUUCAAGGACUGUUCAUGAAGAUGGACAGUGAGUUAGAAGAGGCCAAGAAGAAGGUUCUGGUGAGGCUUCUGAUUUGGAAGAGGCAGCAGCAACUGGCUGGGAAUGGAAGUCCAUUUGAUGAGGACUUGUCCCCUCUGCAAAAGAGGUUGGAAUGCCUGGUAGAUAUUUGGUUCCAGUUUCGCCAGCAGUUGAUCACAUCUGGAAUUGAGCUUCAAUCUCAUAUUCGAGAACAUCUUGAUGAUACAUUCAACUCUCUUAUACAAAAUUCCUUCUUGGUGGAAAAACAGCCUCCGCAAGUUUUAAAGACGCAGACGAAAUUUCAAGCCAGUGUCCGCUUCCUGCUGGGACCUCAGUUACUCAAACAUCCGCCAACAUCAUUUCUGGUCACGGCUGACAUUGUGACAGAGAAACAGGCCCGGGAACUGACUGCCAACCGUUCUGCCUCUGCCUUUAGUGAAAGCACUGGAGAGAUUGUAAACAACACAGCAUCCCUGGAUAUAAAUGCCUCCAGCAAUUCUUGUACUGCUCAGUUCAAAAAUUUGCUUCUCAAAAAGAUCAAGCGUUGUGACCGCAAGAGUACAGAAUCGGUAACGGAAGAGAAGUGUGCUGUCCUCUUCAGUACCAGCAUUUGCCUCGGACCCAACCAAACCAACUUUCACCUACAGGCUCUGUCGCUGCCCCUUGUGGUGAUUGUCCAUGGAAAUCAGGACAACAAUGCUAAAGCCACCAUCUUAUGGGACAAUGCCUUUGCUGCCCCCGAUCGCAUUCCCUUUGUGGUGGCCGAGCGUGUUAGCUGGAAGGCAAUGUGUGACACUCUCAACCAGAAGUUCCUUGCGGAGGUGCAAACCACAAAAGGUCUACUCAAGGAUCAUUAUUUCUUCUUGGCCCAGAAGAUCUUUGGUGACAACAUCACCAGUCUAGAGGAACUGCAGAGAUGCCACGUGUCUUGGUCCCAAUUCAAUAAGGAGAUGCUUCCUGGUAGAGGAUUCACAUUUUGGCAAUGGUUUGAAGGCAUUCUUGACCUCACCAAGAAAUACCUGAAGAACUAUUGGUCUGACAGAUUGAUCAUGGGCUUUGUCAGCAAGCAAUAUGUUUUCAAUUACCUGAGCAAUGCGCCAGCUGGGACUUUCCUGUUACGUUUCAGUGACUCUGAAAUUGGUGGCAUCAGCAUCGCCUAUGUCAACUACUUCCCAGAUGGUACCACUCAGGUGGAGAACAUCCAGCCAUUCACGGCAAAGCAAUUGUCAAUUCGUUCAUUGGCUGACUGUGUUCUGGAUCUCCCACAGCUCCAUGUGCUUUAUCCUAACAGGCCCAAACACGAGGCUUUCAGGAGGGACUACAACACAGAGACACGAAAAAACACCAGCAGUUAUGUCCCAGCCAGGUUAACAAUAACUGUAGACACACCCUGCUCAUUCCCUACAUCCAUUCAGAAACCAGUUGAUACUCUGGGCGGUUCUAAUGUGAAUCUUGCAGUCCAUUCUGAUUCAACUUAUCAUGACUCACCAGUGAUGGUUGCAUCAUCCAUUGGGACAUCUUUAGCCAGCAGCACAACAUAUGGAAGCUCACAGUUGCCAUUUGAAUUAAUGCCUUGCUCAUACCCUUUGGGCAAUACUUCGCCUCUUGGUCAAAUGGAUUCAUACCCCAUGUGCCAAGAUGUAGAGAUGCCAGACCUCUCUUUGCCCACUGAGAACACCAUAACAUACCCAGGGAAUCUUCAGCUCCAUGUGAUGGCAGACCCGUUAAGUGUGCCUGAGACCAUUUCGCCACCUUCCAGUGAAGAGUUUGAAAAGCUUCUGCAUCCAGACCAAGACCUGCACCCGGACCUUCACUUUUGCCAUAAUCCAGUGUGACCCAUUUUUAUGUGCUUGUCGUCUUUCUAAUACCUUGGCGAUAACUGUACUUUAAUGGACCUUUUAUGUACUUCUCCCUAUCAAGCCUGGACAUAAACAGUGAUGGUGGUAACCCAGAAGACUUACUGUGUACAGAAAACUACUCCUGGGACCAUCUGCAUAUCUACUUCAUCCUGUUAGAUCUUUGCAAGUUCUUUUGAACCAAGACCCGCUUCAGUUGUGUGCCAACUGCCUAUAUUGCCAGCGCAGCCAAUGGAGCAAGAGAGGGUCUCCCACUCACUCACAUCUCCUUCUGCUGUGGGGAAUAAUAUCUGGGGGAAGGGGGACGAAUAUGAUGCACUAGCACCUCUGUGUGCUUUACCAAUUAUCUGUGUUACCUCUGGAUUGUAAGGGAGAUUUGGUGGUUUUCCAAUUAUAGCACAUUAGAUUGACUUUUACCAGUACCAGCAGCCAAGACAGAAAACAUUUCAUCAGGAACUUCAGAAGAAAAUUUCUUUGUUCAAUUAACGUAGGUAAAGUCUUGGUUGGGCUGCUGAUUCUUUCAUGUAUUUAGAUGGGUCAGUUGGGGAAAUGAAAAGAUUCCAAUGGAGUCUUCAUUAUUUUUCAUUUCUCCUUUGGAAGAAGAGACACCGUAUUUCCUCCCAGAAUUUAACGUUCCACAGAGCCUUUCUCCAUAUCAUACAGAAUUGUUAGGCAGUGAGGUGACCAUCUCAGGCCAAAACAAGAGCAAUAGUGGGGAGGUGUUGAAUGUUGCAUGGCCUGCCUUGCUGAUUUGCCAAAGUAACCUACUGCCUUAGGCAUGAUGGUGAAUGCAAUCUUCUCACCAAGUUUUUGUCCAUAGUUGGGAGGGGGGGAAUAGGUGGGAUUCAAUUUUCACCCAAAUAGCUGCAAAAUAUUCUGGGCCAGUUUCGCCAAGUUGCAGUUCCUCUAUAAUAGAUGGGAGCCUACACCUUUUUUCUGAUGCAGAGUGAAUUUUGGCCUCUUUGAGAUAUGGACUGCAACACUUGUGCCAUUUUUCCUGGGUAGGAUAAUGUAAAAUCGAGAUUUCCCCUAUUUUAGCAGCUGGCACAGCCCAACCUUUUAUACUAGAUUUGUUAUUGUACAGACUCUAUUCUCAUUUGCCAAGAUCCUGGUAAAAGGUGCAAUGUAAAAUAACCCAUAAAAUAAGACUUUAUUCCAAAAUAAUAAAAUAAAUAAUCUACUGUAUACAUUACAAACAAAAGGAUGCUAGUUUUCCUAUAAAGACACAAAGACUGUACGGUAGGAGAUGGAGACUUGACUGAAUAGCAGUUGAGUAUUAAUUUUAACUCAACAGGAGUUCCAAGGUUUACCUGAACAAUGUGUUUUGGAAGUCAGUUUGUUCCAGCAAAUGUUGCUUUCAGACUGCUUUGAAGGAAAUUAAUAUUAUUCCAUCUUUAUCUCAUAUUGUCGUUAUACCGUAAUUAUAAUGAGCAAAGGAGAAUGGAAGAAUGUUAUUUUCCUCAGGGAAGGUACAAUCCCUGGAGGGGAAACUGAUCCUCUCCUGUCCCAGAGUCAGACAGGGGUUUAAUUCCCUUCCUUUUUAAGGUUUUCUCAAUUUCACCAUUCCCCAUUCACUUCUUUAGCAAAAAGAGGACUAUACCAUUACUAAAGCCUUGUUAGGAAAUGUUCUCCUAUUCCCUUAAAUAACAGAGUAGUUGUAAAGUUAGUGUUCCCUUAGAGCAGCAAAUUGAAUUACAAUCCCCCCCAUCCCUGUUGCAUGUGUGUUUAUUAAGGGCACCGAAUCCAACAUGUUCCGCUCAAGAGGUGAUAACUCCAGAAAUAUCUGUUCUGAUUCCCGUUCAAAAAUUCCAGCAAAUACAGCAGUUACUAUAAACCGAACUGUCGGGGUUUGAAUGUGUGUGGGGUCAGACAUGAACCUGAAAGUAAGGGAUCUUCAUCCAGCAGACUUCACAAAAGCCUGUAAUUUUUCAUUAGCUGAUUUUACUUUCUAUGAAACUGCUUCAAAAUGGAAGAUCCAGGCAGGAUCUUCCAUUUUCUGCGUGUCAUGUAGAGAUCAGCCUAUCUACUUCUCACUAUGAUGGCUACUGGUUUCCUCUUUGCCGUUCAUUCCUCUUCCCGAUUACAGGAAACUGAAGUGGUAGGAAAGGAAAGUACAGGUCAUCCUCGACACACAACCGUUCCUGUUAAAUUGGCACUUAAAAAAGUGGCUUUUAAGUAUAAGUGUCCUUGCACUUACAACUGUCACAGGAGCCCCACGGUCAUGUAAUCAAAAUUCUGGCACUUGGAAACCGGCAUAUAUUAUUUGAUGGUUGCAGCAUGGGGGAAAGGGGGGGGUUACAUCAGGGGUGGGCAAAUGUGGCCCUUUUACAACCUGUGGACUUCAACUCCCAGAAUUCCUGAGACGGGGAGUUGAAGUCCACAGGUUGUAAAAGGGUCACGUUUGCUCACCCCUGUUUUACAUGAUCAGCAUUUGUGACCUACCCAGAUGCCUUCCAACAAGCAAAGUGAAUGGGGGAAGCCGGAUUUACUUCACUGCAGUGAUUUGCUUAAUAACCGUGGCAAAAAAAAAUGUAUUAUAAAAUCAGGCAUGAUUCGUUUAACGACUACCUUGCUUAACAAGACAAAUUCUCGUCACAAUUGUGGUUGUAAGCUGAGGAUUACCUGUAUAAAUAAGCUCUGAGAAUAGGAGCGAGAAGCCUUAGGAAAGGAGUAGGGGAGCACUGAGAGAGAACGACGUUCCACCUGAAUCUCAGCAAGGCCUCCUUCCGCCUUUGUUGGAUCCAUUAUAAAUUCAAAGUGUUCUGGUAGAAAAGGGAUGGAUUCUGAUAUUAAUUGACCUCCCUGCAUCAAUAGUUUUGAUAGAAUACAGGUAGUCAUUGACUUACAACAGUUCAUUUAGUGACCGUUCGAAGUUACAAUGGCACUGAAAAAAAGCGUUUACCAGUUUUUCGCACGACCAUUGUGGCUUCCCCAAGGUCACAUGAUCAAAAUUCGGACGCUUGGAAACUUAUUUUGUAUUUAUGACAGUUGCAGUGUCCUGGAGUCAUGUCAUCCCUUUUUUUGAGACCACCUGACAAGCAAAGUCAAUGGGGAAGUCAGAUUCACACAACAGCUGUGUUUCUAACGUAACAACUGCAGUGAUUCACUUAACAAAUGUGUCAAGAAAAGUCGUAAAACGGGGCAAAGCUCACUUAAUGUCUCGCUUAGCAACAGAAAUUUUGGGUUCAAUGGCAGUCCUAAGUCGAGGACUACCAGUACGUAUUAAAAACGCUGCUGGGAUGCAGUUUAGUGUGGAGGCAGCUGUUGCUAGUGUGCCCAUAUCCAAAUGGCAGCAGUUCAAUCCUUAUUUUUAAUGGGUAAACUUCUAGCCUCCCUAGAGCUAUUAGGAAACAAAAUACCUCCAAGCAGUCCAAAUUCAGCUAAACAGCAACCAAUGCUUCUGAUGAUUAACCACAAUAUAAAAUCAGCAGGCAAGAGAAGUAAUGAGGAUAUUUAAAGCACUGUAUACACGAUAAAAAAACAGGAAAGUUCUGGGGAUGAGCAAAAUGUGUGGCAUUAAGAUGCCCCAGUUCUCCUUAUCUGAGGACCAUCCUUGGGCUUAAAAGUGAUUACUGGGACCGUAUUCCAAUGGAGGGGAGGGGACACAAAAACUGAAUUUAAUUCAAUUUACAUAUUUUGCUUAGUUAUACAGAUAGCAUAGUAACCUCUGGUGUCUUUGAUACAUCUUUUUUUUUUCCUUCUGUCACAUCAAGAAUUAUCCUUUCUAACUAUGGCAAUUUGCAAAAUGGUUUGCAGGGUGUGUGUGCUACAAAGAGUCGGGGGGAUGCAGUUUCUGCGCAUACAGGAAACAUCUGUUGACAAAGACUGAAGGGCAGCGACAAACAUGUUUCAUGUGUAUGCGUGUGGUUGAGAGUACAGGAGUAUGGGGACGAUUUGGGAACAACAUGUAUUGUUUAUGGCCAAUCACUUAUAUGCCUUUCAAUAAAAUAUGUACAGGA